AUGAGCAACCUCCGCCCCCCUCCCCAGCAAGACCCCAAUGACGACUUCGCCGUGUGGCACGACGACUCCUACCAGGAUCCUCGCACCACGCCCGCGUCGAUUCUCGUGCUUGUCGUGCUCGCUUUCAUCGCCCUGCACCGCGUCCUGGGCCAUUACGACAUCCCCCUCCGCGCCAUCCCCGAGCUAGUCUGGAACUGCUUCGUCUACGCCAUGCCCGCAUCCCUCGUCUUCGCCAUGGGCAAACCCUCGCUCGACCUCACCGCCGACCCUGCCAGCACCUCCCCAGAGGACAAGGAGAGGAAGAAUGCAAAUCUCUUUGCCGCCAAGAACGAAGUGCUGCGACGCACCUUCGGCUUGGAUGGCAACGGUUUGCUGAGAGCCAUUUCAGGUGAUCGCACCUUGCGCGUUGCUGGAGCACUGGCUGGCGGCAUGAGGGAUGCCGCGCCGGCUGGCCUGGGCAACUGGGAUAACUCGUGCUAUCAGAACAGCGUCAUCCAAGGCCUCGCCUCCUUGCCCAGCCUCGGUGGUUUCCUGACUCAAGCCCUCGACAUGUUCCACGACCUCACCGCCGAUUCUACAAACAGUGCUCUUCUCGACACCGUUCUAAAGCUCAAUAACCCCGACAACCAUGGCCGUCACCUUUGGACUCCUGCGAAACUGAAGAGUAUGAGCAGUUGGCAACAGCAGGAUGCACAAGAGUACUUUUCGAAAGUCUUGGAUGAGAUCGACAAGGAAAUUUUGAAGGCCGUGAAGCAACACCGAAAGACCGCCGGUCUUGAGGAAGUUCCUUCUGCUGAAGAGGAGCGCAAGGCCGAGCCGACAAAAUACCCGGAGUCACUACGGAACCCUCUUGAAGGUCUUCUGGCCCAGAGAGUUGGUUGUAUGAAUUGCGGAUUCACUGAGGGUCUCUCCAUGAUCCCUUUCAACUGCCUCACUGUUCCUUUACAGACUUCUUGGGGUUACGGCUGCGACAUUCGCGACUGCUUGAACGAGUACACGAAAUUGGAACCCAUCGAAGGCGUCGAGUGUGCAAAAUGCACCCUCCUGAAAGCGCAGGACUCGCUAGAGCGAGUUCUUCAGGACCGAGACGAGGCGGAGCCGAGUGACGCUACCCAGGCCAUGGCUGCACGACUGAAGAUUAUCCAGGAAACUCUGGAUGAUGACGAACUCGCGGACAGUACUAUCAUCAAGAAAUGCUCUAUCCCUCGCAAGAACUGGGUGUCCAGUACAAAGUCCAGGCAAGCUGUUAUCGGCCGUCCUCCGAAGUCGCUUGUGAUUCACGUAAACAGGAGCGUGUUCGACGAGCUCACUGGUGCUCAGAGGAAGAACUACGCCAAUGUGUCGUUCCCGGAGCACUUGGACCUUGGCCCUUGGUCUCUUGGCUCGUCCAAGUACGAUAGCAAGGACUUCGCAGUUGCCCCUGAAUUUUGGUCUACGAACCCAGCGGAAUCGAUGAUCAGCCCGCAGAAGACUCUCGGAAUUCAAGCUCUGCCCUACGAGCUGCGUGCUGUUGUUACCCAUUACGGAAGGCACGAGAACGGUCAUUACAUUUGCUAUCGGAAGCAUCCUUUUACUGCUCACAAGGCCGAAGGUGAAAAUGCGGAGGAUGUGGAAGGCGAGGAAGCUAAGGAGGAUCCGGAAGUCUGGUGGAGGCUCAGCGAUGAGGAUGUUUCCAGGGUGUCAAAAGACGAUGUCCUGGGUCAAGGCGGCGUUUUCAUGCUGUUUUAUGAGGCCAAGGAACUUCCACCUCCGCCUAGUCCCAUUCCGAGCCCACUGAUGAGACGUAGCUCUACUGCAACGAUUCGUGCGACGGCUCAGACGCAGACGACUGUAGAGACUUAUGAACCUGUUCAGGAGCAAGAGGAUGAGGGGUCCGUUGAGGAAAUGGAACUUGAAGACGAGAGAUCGGCCCCUAGAGAGUUCUUCCCAAUGAGCGAUAUCCGGGAAGAUGAGGAUGCGGUACCACCCCGGACUUCAUACCACCGCCCCACUGAAUCCAUGGAAACAACACCGCCAAAGUCGGACAGCGAGAGCGACUACGAACCAAUUUCCCCUAUGUCCUACAACUCAGAGCUCGAAGACACCGUUGUACUCCCGCACAAGAAGCACAACCGAGACCGGAAUUCUACAAUCUCUAAUGCUUCGUCGGCAAGCUUCAACUAUCCGCCGACGCCUCUUUCUCCUCUUUCCCUCUCGCCUACAGCGUCUGAGUACCCCACUCCUUUCGCUGAGCAACGUCCUACCUUCCCCAAUCCUAUCUUCACCCGCCAAGACAUGGAUAGCGAAUCUGAGUGGCAACCCCUCGCCUCCCCCGCACUUUUCUCUCCCCAUAGCCUUGCGACGCCGACUUCUCAAAGUCCGAACCUCGAUCCCAUUACACGCGCUGCGAUCGAAGCUUCAGUCCAAGAGGAGGAGCAUGAGCCGCGCUGGACGACGAGCCGUAGCGACUACGCUCCUUCGACCGUUGGUGGCACGGAUAGCGAGUACGCACCCAGCGCCGGCGGCUAUCCUAGUGACGUAGAGGGUUCGACAUACGGCUCGGAGGCUGGUGACGGUCCUCUCAGCGAGAAGGAACCGUCAGUGUCGGGAUCACCCGUGCGAACGAAAAAGGAAGCCCACCCUCAUCGUCAGAGCUUGACCAUGAGAACAGCACAAGCUCAGAAAGGAGAGGGUGAGAGUGAUGAGACAGCAGGUCUGGAACAAAGCAAGCAGGGCCUAAGGAUGGUGGCUGCUUCAUGA
Molecule: messenger RNA, 2739 nt
Organism: Lasiodiplodia theobromae
Lineage: Eukaryota; Fungi; Ascomycota; Dothideomycetes; Botryosphaeriales; Botryosphaeriaceae
Product: Peptidase C19 ubiquitin carboxyl-terminal hydrolase 2
Exons: 1
Coding region: 1-2739 (912 amino acids)
Biological process (GO): protein deubiquitination
Cellular component (GO): nucleus; cytosol
Molecular function (GO): cysteine-type deubiquitinase activity; cysteine-type endopeptidase activity
Source: RefSeq, a predicted model, not a curated record